Molecule: messenger RNA, 1237 nt
Organism: Marasmius oreades (fairy-ring Marasmius)
Lineage: Eukaryota; Fungi; Basidiomycota; Agaricomycetes; Agaricales; Marasmiaceae
Exons: 12
Coding region: 155-1135 (326 amino acids)
Biological process (GO): Golgi organization; endoplasmic reticulum to Golgi vesicle-mediated transport; endoplasmic reticulum organization
Cellular component (GO): endoplasmic reticulum-Golgi intermediate compartment; endoplasmic reticulum membrane; COPII-coated ER to Golgi transport vesicle
Molecular function (GO): D-mannose binding
Source: RefSeq, a predicted model, not a curated record
CCUCUAUAUAAACUCGUUGACGAAAGUCGGACUCGAGGGGCUGUCGAGUAAUACAAAAGUUGUUGGAAGCGCCUGGAAGCGCCCACCAAGAACCGCCACGUGAAGGUCUCGGACGGCAACACCUCCCUUCUUCCUGCUACGUUCUCGACCUCCAAUGAGGCCCAUUUGUCUCAGCGCAUUAUGUUUUCUGGUCCUAGCACAGGCUGCAGAGACUCAAAUUGGGGACCAGAAAAUAGAUAGGACUGUUCAACUUCGAACGCACUCUAUAUUCGCGCCAUACAUAGACCAAGACCUUCAAAAUCGGUGGUGGGACUUUGGAGCAGAUGCAUACAUAAACACCAAUAAACAUAUCCGACUUACUCGAGCAGACUCGUCACAAAUGGGAUGGCUCUGGUCGCGGCUACCGCUAACAGCAACAAACUAUGUCGUAGAAGUCGAAUUCAAGAUUUCUGGAGACAACUCAUUAUACGGAGAUGGUAUGGCCUUAUGGUUGACCCAAGAGCGAACGGAACCUGGUCCGGUCUUUGGAAACCGAAACCAAUUCCAUGGCUUGGGGAUUUUCCUAGACACGUAUGCGAAUGCACGGCACACCUUUUCUUUGCCUCGCGUAAUUGGCUACGUUGGCGACGGCGAACACGAAUAUAACUACAACAAUGAUGGUGACGGGCAGGAAAUCGGAGCAUGCUCGGCCAACUUCAGACGCACAAAUGUUGCUACGAAACUCAAAGUAACCUACGUCAAAGGAAAGUUCCUUGAUGUCAAAAUCCAGUACAAAGCAUGGGAUGACUGGUCUGACUGUUUCCGUGUUGAGAAUAUAACUCUCCCUAGCCUUCCUUACUUGGGUUUCUCUGCCAUGACAGGAGACGUGUUUGAUGCUCAUGACAUCAUCGCUGUCACAACAUACUCUGCACUCACUUCAGGUCCCGACGCACACAAACUCAGUUCGAGUUACAACAAUUCCUCCUCAGGCUCUUGGUCAGGCUUUUUCUUCAAGCUUUUCUUAUUCGGUGGUGUCUGUGCUGGUGGGUAUUAUGGAUGGAAGGAAUACCAGAGGCGACAGGGGUAUGGUAGAAUGCCUAAAUUUGGGGGUGGGGGGUUCGGUAGUGGCCUGUAUCAGGAUAGCAAGAGGUUCUGAGCUUACCCCGGGGGUUCUUAUCGGAUUUAUUGUUUGCUGUAUCGCUAAUGUCACUCGAAACUAAUCUUGCACAAAGGACCCGUUGUGCGUUGAACUUGGGAC